GAGCUGUAGAAGUUUUGAUCAGGCUGAUAUUUGUGUUUCUCUAUCAUCCAGGUUCAUGUCACCUUAUGAACAGGUUGGAUGGCGAAAAGACAUCAUGGUGGGCCCUAAGAAGGUUUCAAUGGUGGGUGUCAUUGUCACGGCUACUUCCUGUGGUGUGGCCCAGAUCAGCAUUUGAUCUGCUUCAAUUUUGGCAUUGUACCCUAAAAUGAUCUGGAAAAAUUGAUGGACGGUGUGGAUAAAACUCAUGCAUCACAGUGGGUCCCACAAGGCCCCUGCCUUCAAGACGCAAUUCGCUUUCAAACGCAUGCCAGUUUCUAUUCAAAUAAUUAAAAGAAAGAAAUGUAUAAAAUGGUGUGUUUUAUUUUGAUGAGAAAUCUCCAUACGAUUUUCUAAGAAGAAGAGAAUAAAAGGGUGGAGAUGUUGGAGAAGAUUGGAUCGUCGGUAAAGCCAUCGAUGCGAGGAAGCAAUUGGGUGGUGGAUGCGUGUCAUGGGCCUGGCUGUUCAUCUCAAUUCACCUUCUUGAAUAGAAAGCAUCAUUGUCGCAGAUGUGGAGGCUUGUUUUGCAACAGUUGCACCCAGCAGAGAAUGGUUUUACGUGGGCAAGGUGAUUCACCAGUGCGGAUAUGCGACCCUUGCAAGAAACUAGAGGAAGUGGCAUGCUUUGAGUUGCGUUAUGGAAACAAAAAUAAAGCUGGCAAAGAUAGAGACUUCGGUAAUGAUCGUUGUACAUGGGUACCAAUGCUGCUUGGUUGCAAUGAUGUGUGGACAAAGAAGCUGGAGAUAGCUGUAUUGGCCAAGCAAGGAGAUCCUGAACAUCUCUAUCAGGUUCGCCACAUGGUCCUCGGCCAUGGUGCUCUUAAUGAGUAUGUCGUCGACAUAAAGUUCCAUAGUUUUCCCGAUCUUCUUGGUGAACAUCUUGUUCACUAG
Molecule: messenger RNA, 927 nt
Organism: Magnolia sinica
Lineage: Eukaryota; Viridiplantae; Streptophyta; Magnoliopsida; Magnoliales; Magnoliaceae
Exons: 5
Coding region: 418-927 (169 amino acids)
Molecular function (GO): metal ion binding
Source: RefSeq, a predicted model, not a curated record